This is a messenger RNA of Tremella mesenterica DSM 1558, 762 nucleotides long. RefSeq lists its product as uncharacterized. Gene Ontology annotation, cellular component: U2 snRNP. The transcript has 7 exons. Bases 1 to 762 code for a protein of 253 amino acids. The record is from RefSeq and is a predicted model, not a curated record. Gene Ontology annotation, biological process: mRNA splicing, via spliceosome. Gene Ontology annotation, molecular function: protein binding; U2 snRNA binding. Lineage: Eukaryota; Fungi; Basidiomycota; Tremellomycetes; Tremellales; Tremellaceae.
AUGCGGUUGACACCAGAGUUUGUUUCAAAAUCACAAUCAUAUCUAAACCCUCUCAAAGAGCGUGAAUUGGAGCUCCGAGGACUAGCAAUACCCGUCAUUGAAAAUCUCGCAUCACAUCAGGGAACAUACGAUGUUCUCAACCUUACAGAUAAUUCAAUAACCGUUUUGGGGAACAUACCUCUUUCACCAAGAUUAGAAGUCAUACAUAUCGCUCAAAAUCAAAUCUCAUCAAUAUCACCAUCCUUACCUCCUAAUAUACCUAAUCUGACAACAUUAAUCCUCACAUCUAACUCCAUCUCUUCCCUCUCCUCCUUACUCCCCUUAUCCACCCUGACAUCUCUCCGACAUCUCUCCUUACUUCAAAAUCCCAUCACCCAAGUAGACCAUUACAGACCAUUCAUAAUCCACACCAUCGCCUCGGGAAACUUACGAACUCUUGAUUUCACCCGAAUAAAAGAUUCCGAACGAUCCAAUGCCAAACAACUAUUCACCGAACCUGAUUCCGGUUUACCUAACGCAUUAUGGAGAAAAUUAUCAGCUCCACCAAUGGGAAAACAAACGGUUUUUACAAAUCUACCACCUAGUGGUCCUAGAGCUGAAGGAGGAAGAAAAGGUGGGAAAGGUAGAUUGAUGACUCCUGAUGAGAAAAAGAGGGUGGUGGAAGCUUUGACCAGAGCGAAAACGGCUGAAGAAGUAAGAAGAUUGGAGAGAAUGUUAGCGGAAGGUUUGAUACCUGAUGGAGAGAGUGUUAAUGGGACUUGA